Messenger RNA from Theobroma cacao (cacao), 1093 nucleotides. Its product is annotated as small ribosomal subunit protein eS4-like. NCBI's taxonomy places the organism in Eukaryota, Viridiplantae, Streptophyta, Magnoliopsida, Malvales, Malvaceae. Gene Ontology annotation, cellular component: ribosome; cytosolic small ribosomal subunit. The record is from RefSeq and is a predicted model, not a curated record. Gene Ontology annotation, molecular function: RNA binding; structural constituent of ribosome. Gene Ontology annotation, biological process: translation.
UUUGUCUCCCUCUUGCUCGCAUCCUCAUACAAGAAAGGCUUUCAGCGGAUACAGCCGCAUCCCCCCAAAAUGGCUAGAGGGUUGAAGAAACACUUGAAGAGGCUCAAUGCCCCUAAGCAUUGGAUGCUUGACAAGCUUGGCGGUGCAUUUGCACCCAAACCAUCAUCUGGACCCCACAAGUCCAGGGAAUGCCUUCCACUGAUUCUCAUUCUGCGAAACAGAUUAAAGUAUGCUCUGACAUAUAGAGAAGUGAUUGCCAUUCUUAUGCAAAGGCAUGUUAUGGUAGAUGGGAAGGUUAGGACAGAUAAGACCUAUCCUGCUGGUUUCAUGGAUGUUGUGUCAAUUCCCAAGACAAAUGAGGACUUCCGUCUCCUUUAUGACACAAAAGGUCGUUUUCGCCUUCAUGCAAUCACAGGUGAUGAGACCAAGUUCAAGCUCUGCAAGGUUAGAUCUGUCCAAUUUGGCCAGAAGGGUAUUCCAUACCUCAAUACCUAUGACGGACGCACCAUCCGCUACCCUGAUCCUCUGAUCAAGGCUAAUGACACCAUCAAGCUUGACCUGGAGAGCAACAAAAUUGUUGAUUUCAUUAAGUUUGAUGUUGGGAAUGUUGUCAUGGUCACUGGAGGAAGGAACAGGGGACGUGUUGGAGUGAUUAAGAACAGGGAGAAGCAUAAGGGUAGCUUUGAGACAAUCCACAUUCAAGAUGCUGCUGGGCAUGAGUUUGCAACUCGUCUAGGGAAUGUCUUCACAAUUGGUAAAGGGACAAAGCCAUGGGUGUCACUUCCUAAGGGCAAGGGUAUCAAGUUGUCCAUCAUUGAAGAAGCCAGAAAGAGGCUUGCAGCCCAAGCUGCUGCAUAAAUUUUAUGAUAGAUAUCUGGAGUUGUUUUUGUCUAAAGAAGCACAUCAGUUGGAUGAAUGCUGGCAGGUCCUGUGUCUUAUUAGCUUGUAGUGUUUAUGCUUAGAAUGGAUGCUUUGCUUUUACUGAUGAGCGCAGUUUUGGACCAUUUGUUAUAUUGUUUUUGAAAUUAAGUUUUAUUACUGUUGGUUAUGUUGUUACAUUUCAACUAUCAUUUAUCACAUUUUUUUGCUAAAA